AUGAGCCCCCCUCCCGAGCCCUUAGUGAAGUGCACUCGCUGUACAUUUCGCGGUCCUCAGUCUGCCUUUCCCCAACUCCCGAGUCUCCAGUACACGAGGCACUGCCACAAAUGUCGAGAGAAGAAUCUCAAGUCCCGCGGCGCUGCAAAGGAGAAAGAGCCAUCUGCUUCACUCCGGGGGAAAGACAACUCGGGGGGAAUACUCCCUAAACUCUCCCGGGAGACACUUCUUGCUCUGAUCAGGGAGCACGGCUCAAACAAGGCAUUCGAGACUGAAUGCUACCUUGAUCUUGCCGAGAUCAAUCUGCGACCAGAGAUCGCGUGCAGCCCGAAGGCAGUGGCAGACGAGCUUGCCAGACAAGUGUGGGAAGCAACAGGCUACCGAUUCGUAUAUAAGCAGAAACGCCCGAGCCGCACCAAUCCUUCAAUUGUGCGCUUUGAGUAUCACUGUGCGCAGCUCGAGGGCGAAAAAACAAAGAAUCAGCUCAUUGCUGAUCCCAAGAAGCGCCGUGCUCGUGUUACCAUGGAUUAUUUUGCUUGCAAUGGUUGGCUCAAUGUCAUUAUCAAUGAGCUUGACCUCAGCACGGGGACUUUUCGAUUGUCACACCAUCUCGCACACACACACUACACGAAUAUCUCCAUUUCCGAUGACAUAAAGAGUCUAGUCAAGCAGAUGAAGACUUCAACUCCAACUAAAAUCUGGGAGGAGGUUGUGAAAUUGGAUCCUACUACAGAGUUGACAGAACGGCAAAUCUAUCGUUUCUGGUCGGACAUCAAUCAGGGAGCUUGGAGAAAGUGCGACGAUCAGGUUGCAUCUGCCCUUGCCCUGCUGCAGGAGUACGAGGAUAUGACUGUCGAGAUCAUUGAGCUCAAACAAGAGACUGGGCUGUCCUCAAUCGCUUUUUGUUUCUGCGAGAUAAUCAACGAUUUUGGAAAAGACACAGAGGAGAUUGCGAUGGAUUCGACUUGGAAAACUAAUGCGGCGGGAUAUGAGCUGUAUGCGAUUGUUGCUGAAGCAAAUGGCACUGCUCUACCGCUCGCAUUUGUCUUCACUACAUCGACAGGUGACAAUGCUGCAGAGGGUGCCAAAGACCGAAUGCUUCAACAGGUUCUGGGUGCAGUCUCUCGAAAAUGUCCAAAUAUUCAGUUCGUGCACACGGACAAAGACAUCAGUGAAAUUAAUGCCGCUAAAACCGCAUUACCUGGUACCAAACAUCAGCUUUGUAUGUGGCACGGUCCUCGAUAUGUGAAGGAGCGACUCGCAGAGGACAAGCGGCCUGCUCAUUACGAUCCUCGCAAAGCACACAUGGUCUUUGACUUUAUUGACCCUACCUGGGCACCUGGGAUUGAUCGGAUUCAAGAAGAUGCUUCUCAGCAUGAACAAAACAACUCGGAGCAGGAGGAGGAUAGCAACAAUGUGAACGGUCCAGAUGGGAUCCAGACUAAGACACUGCUUCCUCCGAUAUUCGUUCUUACUCAGGGCGACAUCCGUCAUCCGAUCUAUCCGAACCCACCUAAGGCUCGGAAGACCGAUCUGGGAGUAUUCUGUCCGCCAGAACAUCGUGAUGUCACUCUCGACCUCUACAAGAUGCACGGUAGACUACAUCCGGAGAUUCCGGUGUACGAGCCGGAUGAUCCAGACUCAGAGGAGCCAAAUCCAUUUCUCUCUGCCGACGCUAUCUAUAACUCUGCUGUGUAUGACAUGUACUUCCACUGCUUCGAUCUGGAUCUCUCGCAGCUCUGGGCGUAUAUGUGGAACCGGUGGUACUCCCCCGCUCAGUGGAAACUCUGGGCGCGAGCAUCAGAGCCGGCAAUCCCACGUAUCAAUACCACGAUGAUUGUCGAGAGCCUCUGGAAACACGUGAAGCAUCGGGAUCUCGCAGAAUUUAAUCGACCGCGACUUGAUUUGGUUACCCACGUCAUAAUCCUUAACCUUCUUCCUCGAAUCAAGCGGAACCUGGACAGCAUUCGCAAAAUGCGCCGUGCUGGACGUGGCCCGACUCUCGUUGGGUGGCAGAAGGACUUCCGUGCUACGUGGGUCGAUCUCAGCAAGUCAGAUGAUCAUCGCCUCACCGAAAAACAACUGCGCUGGCUUAGGAAGCCGAAGAAUACCAAGAAUCGGGAUGAGAGGCUCACCCAGUUGGAUCAAGAGAGUAAGCGCACUCAUGGCACAUAUUUCACAUAUGUGGACAAAUGGGUCUGCAGUUGUUCCGCUUUCUUGAUGAGCCGUUUUUUACUCUGCAAGCACCUCGUUCGGGAAGUUAACCAGACUUUGAGCAACAGCCCUCUUCGAGAUCUGGCUCUGUUUGCGAACUUGCGGCGCAAUCACUUCCCUCCUUACUACGUGAUUCCCGGGAUCCACGAUAUCGAAGAGAACGAACCCGAGCCUGAACACGACGUCGAAAUCAUGGUUCUCCACCGGGGCCACUCCCGUUCUCAAUCGACUUCGAGUUCCCGGAUGCAGACACCCGAACCCGACGACGACGAGGACAAUGAUCGGGCACCCAGUCCCGGGCCAGUGACUGGGCCUGGGCUCGAUGACCUGGAGAGCAUCGAUCCGAGCGGAGAUGAUGACCGUGAUGAAGACAACAAUAUCCGGGCUUUUGCCUCCGAUGACGAAGGUACUGCGGGUGAUAGGGUAUACAUUUCCGAAGCUCAGAGGGAGAACCUCAAGCGAAGCUUCGAGGCUUUGAUGGAAACCAUCUCCCGGCCAAGUGGAAUAGCACCUCAACUGGCAGAAGCUCUGCGGCCCGCUCUUCAGAUGGUUGAGGAUGCAGGUGGACAUAUCCAGGCGCAUAAGCGCAAAAGAAAGAGCCAGAGAACAUAUAAAGACUCUAAUAAGUACACAAUGUUCACUGAAUAAUGCAAACUUUUUCUCUCUUUUGA
Molecule: messenger RNA, 2885 nt
Organism: Mycena citricolor
Lineage: Eukaryota; Fungi; Basidiomycota; Agaricomycetes; Agaricales; Mycenaceae
Source: the annotation of a GenBank genome assembly